UGUUAAUAAAAGUAUUGUAUUGUAUCCAGGAUGGAACAGAGACCUAAGCGUAACUAUAUAUGUUUGGGAGGAUGGGAAACUGUUAUUCCUGCACACCAACUUAUACAUACAAAGUUUAGGAACACUUACCAGCAGUACAGUACACUAGAGGAGUCUAGUCUGUUUGUAGAAGAUGAUGAUAUAUCAGAGUUAGGAAAUAUUACUUUAGGAUACGUGGUUGCAACCCAGGAUCAGGUUCCGGAGAAAAGGAUUUGUUUUAUGUACACAAAACAUAAUGAUGAAUACUCAUGGACUGUGGAUCAAACAGCGUGUCUUAGAAAUAUCAGGCCUGGGAUAGAUGGAAGACGACGUUUUAAUACAACAAAACUGGAGACUUGUGGGGCAACCUACCUAACCUUUCAAACUUGGAGUGCACUAUGUAUCCUUAUAUCUAUCUACCUACUUUAUCUAUAAUUAUAAUAUAUAUAUCUAACUAUUUUAGCUUUAGUCUAAUAUCUUUUUAACUAUCAAAUUUUUCUAUUCUGCCUUUAAACUUUAUCAAUAGUUCAACUUACCUAAUAUCUACCUAUCUAUCUGCCUACUUUAUCUUUAAUUUAAUCUCCCUACUUUAUAUAUAAUUUAGUCUACUAUCCAUCUAUCUAUACUCUCCCUACUCUAUCUAUAAUUUAAUCUACCUACUAUUCAACCUUUAAUCUACAAUCCAUCUAUCUACACUCUACCCACUUCUAUCUAUACUCUACCCACUAUAUCUAUAAUUUAGUCUACCUACUAUUCAACCUUUAGUCGACUAUCCAUCUAUCUAUACUCUACCCACUAUAUAUACUUUAGUUAUCAAACUAUUCAUGUUGUUUUUCAAACUUCAGUAUAAAUUAUCCUGAAAAUCUUGAAUAUGACAACUAUAAAUCUACAUUUAAAUCAUUGUUAGGUAAACAUUUUGAGUCUUUUCCUUUCUGGAUAGUCAUGUUUAUACCAUUUAUUUUGACAUUUCAAACUUUUAGCAUAAAAGUUUAAUUACUUUCUCUAUAAGGCUUUCCUAAACUGUGCAGAAAAUAUUUGCAUAUUUUUUAUAUUCCUGAUGCUCAGUUUGUGUCAAACUGAGCAAAUGUUUCUGUAAAACUCACACGACGGUGUCACCGUAAUUUUCGUAUUUUUUCGUAUUCUGUUCUUGUUUUUUAAUUACAGGGCCAGUGAAAGCACAUGCGGCUUGAAUUGGCCUAUUUCGACCUGAGAUUGUGCAAUCAUGAAUACACCUUUUAAGGGGAAACACCCUGUAUGUACACUCAAAUUAUAUCUACAAAGAUAAGCAUGAAACUCUGUAAUAGCAAGACGAUUUUUAGACUCAAGUUAUGACUUUAAAUAGUCCAUUGAACAUAAGUCACAGAAGUUGUGCAGUGUAAACAGCCCAUUUUAGUUCAGAAGUGAUUAGAUGAGUUAUUAGUAAAACUGUUUUCUGGUUCUCACUGUAAAAGAGAAAAAUUUUCAGAAAUCUCAACUAUCUCUAAAAUAUCAAUUCAGGGAAGAAUCAGUUGCUAUAUCUUUUUCAAACUUUAAAAACUUAAGAAAUUAAAUAAACAUUUCAUGCCGUUUGCUUUGUAAAUGAUAAUAAUUAUUGUAAAUAUUAUUGUAAAAUUGAUUUCAAAGUAAAAUUAUUUGAGAAAAAGAUGGUUUUAACGAAAUGACAUGCAAAAAGUCUUUAAUAUCUAAAAUUACAUAUGGAAGAAGACAUUUAAAACCUAUUUGACAACUGUCAUGUUUCGUGGGACACACUGUAUAUAAACGAUGCAACUCGUCAAUUUUAGCCUUUCUGGAACAAGGUCUUAGAUUGGUUCUCAGAAAAUCCUAACUUAUCUUAAAAUAUACAAAGUAAAAAUUACAUGUGAUAACAUUUUUCUCGCCUUUCUUAGUCAUCUCUAAUAAUUCCUCUUUCUUUAAGAUCAUCUAAGUUAAGAUUUAUUGUACUAGAGAGAAAUAGUUUAACUAGGUAGAGACCUUGUUGAACUAAUCCUCUCUAUUUUUAUAAUUUUAACCCCUGUUAUUAUAUUAUAAUAAUAUUGUGUAAUCUAUUGAUGAAUCUUUUAUUACCAUUGUAUUACGGCUGUGGAAUCCUCACAUUAACUACAGGGUGUCCCAAAAAACAUGGGAAUUCAGUGACGAAUUCGAUAUCGUCUUUGUUAUGAAUUAGCAUUGUA
Eurytemora carolleeae is the source of this 2189-nucleotide messenger RNA. RefSeq lists its product as uncharacterized. Bases 31 to 453 code for a protein of 140 amino acids. The transcript is spliced from 4 exons. Lineage: Eukaryota; Metazoa; Arthropoda; Copepoda; Calanoida; Temoridae. The record is from RefSeq and is a predicted model, not a curated record.